ACAUUCUCAUUUCUUUCGCUUAUUAACAAAAACACCCACUUUAUUUUAAAAAAAAAACCCGUUAUUUUUUAAAAUUUUAUUGCAACCCAACGUUUAUUUUUUGUAUGGUCCUCAUCUGCCCAGCUAAGAUAAGCUAAGGCACAACCUUUCAUUGUCAAUUUCACCCCCCCAUAGAGAAAAAACUAUUAUCUCAUCAUUAUCAUCAUCAAAAUAAUUAACAAAUAACAACAUAAUUACAAACCAAAUUAAACUAAUUAAGCAUUAUUAAUUUGGACGGUCCAAAGAUAACAAAAAUUAAUCCUUUCCCAACGAUUAUAACCUAAAGUUUCCCCUCUUAUAAAACCCAACCAUCCUUAUCCCUCAACCCUCACUCACUCACUCAUUCAUUCAUCAACCCAAAAACAAAAGAAACAUUCCCACAACAGAGAAACAAAAAUGGAGGGCAAAGAUGAAGAUGUUAGACUCGGAGCUAACAAGUACGGGGAGAAGCAAGGGUUGGGUACGGUGGCGCAAGACAGAGACUACAAGGAGCCACCACCAGCGCCGCUGUUUGAGCCCGGAGAGCUGACGUCAUGGUCAUUUUACAGGGCCGGAAUUGCGGAGUUUAUUGCAACAUUCUUGUUCCUUUACAUCAGUAUUUUGACGGUUAUGGGGUACAGCCGUGCUGAUAACAAGUGUAAAACUGUUGGUAUUCAGGGUAUUGCCUGGGCUUUUGGUGGAAUGAUCUUUGCCCUUGUUUACUGUACUGCUGGAAUUUCUGGAGGUCACAUUAACCCAGCAGUAACAUUCGGAUUGUUCUUGGCAAGGAAAUUGUCGUUGACAAGAGCAGUGUUCUACAUGAUUAUGCAAUGUUUAGGUGCCAUUUGUGGUGCUGGUGUGGUUAAGGGAUUCCAACCCGGGCCCUACCAGGUCGGUGGUGGAGGAUCUAACUAUGUUCACCAUGGUUACACCAAGGGAUCAGGCCUUGGUGCUGAGAUUGUUGGUACCUUCGUCCUUGUCUACACCGUCUUCUCUGCCACUGACGCCAAGAGAAGCGCUAGGGACUCUCAUGUUCCUAUCUUGGCACCCCUCCCAAUCGGGUUCGCUGUGUUCUUGGUUCACUUGGCCACCAUCCCCAUUACCGGCACCGGUAUCAACCCUGCUAGGAGUCUUGGUACCGCUAUCAUCUACAACAAACAAAUUAACAACUGGAACGACCACUGGAUCUUCUGGGUGGGACCAUUCAUUGGAGCAGCAUUGGCAGCUGUUUACCACACAGUGGUGAUUAGGGCAAUCCCUUUCAAAUCCAAGUAAUGGGUUUAAAUAAGCUCAUGGGUUUCAUUCAUGGGUGGAUGUUGUUGUAUGAUUGGAUCGUCUCAUCAGCCCGACGACCCGUAUUUGUGUUCUAAGGCUGUUUGAUGGUGACUAGAAGAAUCCCAUGUGUGUUAUUUUCUUUGUUUGUCAUUUGUAUUAAGUAAGUUAUUUUGUAAUUUUUUAAAAUUUUCCUCGAAGAAUCCUGAGAGGGUUGUGGCUUGUAUUGGACUGGGUUGUGAAAAUGUAAAUUCUAAUUAUCAACUAUGUAAUUGUAAUGGUCCCGUUCCGGGUAUAUUAAGUACUAGCCUUUUUUUUCUUGUA
Messenger RNA from Spinacia oleracea (spinach), 1614 nucleotides. Its product is annotated as probable aquaporin PIP1-4. Gene Ontology annotation, biological process: transmembrane transport. Lineage: Eukaryota; Viridiplantae; Streptophyta; Magnoliopsida; Caryophyllales; Amaranthaceae. Gene Ontology annotation, molecular function: channel activity. The transcript is spliced from 4 exons. The record is from RefSeq and is a predicted model, not a curated record. Gene Ontology annotation, cellular component: membrane. Bases 436 to 1293 code for a protein of 285 amino acids.